AUGCAGCCCUAGUUGAUCAUUAUAUUGUGAAUAGCAUCAAUUUCAAAGCCCAGAUCUCUGCCCUUGUACGUGCUGACAAUGGCACAGAUGAGGAGUCAACAAGAAUAAACUAAUAUACAUGCCAGAAUGCAGAAUGCAGCUACAAGGGUCGAGGUGGAUUUCAUUGGAUGCCUAUGUGGGAUGGGCCGACAUACCUGGAGAAAAUUCCUCGCUUGAAGAGUUUUGCUCCGAGCUAAAAGACUUAUUUUGCCCUAAAAUGUAACCUGAACACCCUGAUAGCUGAGGCUACGCUGAUAAUUUCUACGGAUAGUCUACCCUACAUUCGCUCACUUCUCAAACAGCUGAGUCACACGUCAUACGGCAUAUAUCACCAUACCCGAUACGACGCAAAAUUCUAUGACCUCUUGAAUAUGAGUGUGUUUCCUAUCUGGACAGGGAAGUGGGGAGCUCAGUUCGCUAAGUUAAAAAGCUCUAGGAUGUCAUGGUAUAUCGCUGAUGCCCUCUAUAUACCAGACUGUUUUGAAUGGAAAGUGCUGCUUCUAGCUUUAUAUGUUAACCAUAGUGUUGAGGUUAGUAGGCGUCCAUUAAUUCUCCGACGACAUAAUGAUGCUUUAAAGUAGUUUUGACUAUUAAGGGAGAAGAAAGGCUUGUUAUAUGACUAUCUAUAGCCAAGGGAGCCAUUGGGGGAUCUUGGACGAACUUGAUGUGCUAAAUAUCAUGAGGUCUAUAUAGAAGUACUGUUGAAAGUGUAGGUGGUAAAAGAGUUAUUUCAUGUAUACGGUACGGG
Xylaria bambusicola is the source of this 787-nucleotide messenger RNA. RefSeq lists its product as uncharacterized. Lineage: Eukaryota; Fungi; Ascomycota; Sordariomycetes; Xylariales; Xylariaceae. Bases 411 to 620 code for a protein of 69 amino acids. The record is from RefSeq and is a predicted model, not a curated record. The transcript has a single exon.